Cottoperca gobio is the source of this 3789-nucleotide messenger RNA. It is a transcript of the gene ankef1a, whose product is annotated as ankyrin repeat and EF-hand domain containing 1a. The record is from RefSeq and is a predicted model, not a curated record. The coding region runs from base 394 to 2805 and encodes 803 amino acids. The transcript is spliced from 11 exons. Gene Ontology annotation, molecular function: protein binding; calcium ion binding. Lineage: Eukaryota; Metazoa; Chordata; Actinopteri; Perciformes; Bovichtidae.
UGCCAGCACUUGAAUGCACCACCAGACAUACCACCAAAACACAACAUGUCCCGGAUUUUCACGGUGCCGUUGCCAUGGAGCUGAGUUUGUUUCUUUUCGCCGGUUUACACAGAGUGAAAGGUUGUGCUUUAAAAUAAAGUCAAGACUUUGUGGAGAAUUUGACUGUCCUCGCUGCCCAAACGUGCAGGGUAUGUGAAUACAAAAGUGCGAGGCUUUUUCGAGUUGUCAAGCACGGUAAGAAGCGCGUGCCAAAUAAGGAGACGCACGGUGACAAGCUAAUGUAAUUUACAUUAAACCUAGCUUAAGUGUGCAGAUGGCAAUGAUGGCUGAAGGUACAUCACUCUAUAACGGCUUUUAAUUCAAUUCAAUUCAAAUGUUUUAUUUCUGUCGUGUAUGAGGCUUAUUCGGCCCUCUGACGCCAUGAUGAGUGGCAGAGUGGAGGAGGACCGCCUGCAGGUCCUUCAGAUCUACCGCCUGCUGCAGUGCGUCCGUAAAGGGGAUGAGGUGCAGAUAGAGAAGAUGGUGAACCUUGGAGUGAAGAACCUCAUCAAUCUCACCGAGCCACAAGACGGCACAGGAGUGCUUCACCUGGCAGUUACAGCCAACAAUCAGGACUUGGUCCGCUUCCUUCUCUCCCAGGGAGCAAACCCUAACAUCCAGGACAAAAUGGGCCGCACCCCGGUAAUGUUAGCUGCUGAGCUGGGCAAUGAUGCCAUAGUGACACUGCUGGCCCAGAGCCACGCUGAUCUGAGACUCCAAGACACUGAGGGCAAAGGUGUGCUAUUCUACUGCAUCUUCCCCACCAAUCGCCACACCCGCUGCCUGCAGGUGGCACUGAAAGGCCAGGCAGACGUCAACAAUGUGUCAGCGCUGGGGACUCAUGUCUUCCAGUUGAUGUGUGAAAAAGCCCAGGAGUGCACCACCAUGUGUCUCAUCAUGCUGCGUGGAGGGGCAGAUCCCAAUGCAACAAAUCAGAAAACCGGCGUCACAGCGUUGAUGGAGGCAGCCAAGGCCGGCUCCCUGCAGCUCCUUAGAACCAUUCUGAAGAGAGGGGGAAACCCCAAUGCCCUGGAUAGAAAACGCCUCACAGCUGUACACUAUGCUGCCAUGGGGGACUUUUUUGAGUUGAUUCAGGUGCUGUCUGCAUACUCAGCAGACAUGGGCGUGAUCAACCUCGAGGAGUGCACACCCCUGCACUACGCUGCUGCCAUCGGCAACGCUAACUGCUGCAAGUUCUUGGCACAGAGAGGUUGUAACCCCAAACUGAAGAACCAUGAAGGUUUCCUGCCACGUCAUAUUGCCAAAGACGCUGGGAACAAAGCCGCAGUCAAGGAGCUGAAGAAAGCAGAGCGGCAGCAGGGAAAAGGAAAAAAAUCCAGCAGUGUCAGCCUCAUGUCCAAUCUUGGGGGCCUGACCCUCCACGACUGGUCUCAUGAGUACGAGACGGAAUUACGGCAAGCCUUUGGGAACAACUCAGACACAGUUACCACCGAGAUGUUUAUUUCAGUGUUGGAAGAACUAAAAGUUCCAGUUGAACUAGACCAGAUCCACAAAGUCAUCUCAGCCCAUGACAAGGGAGGAGAAGGGUGCAUCAACAUUAAUGAUUUCAUCAAAGGUGUCAAGUACAUCCCGAAACCAUUCCUCCUCUCCUCUUAUAUGCCUAAAAAGAAAAAGGGAGAGAAGGGAGGAAAAGGAGGUAAGAAGAAGGGUAAAUUUGUCCUCCCCCUGACCAUUUGCACCCUCCCGCCGGAGCUCAUGCCCCGCAGACCAGACGGAGGCCCACCCCACUUCAUGAUCGAGACAUACUACAACUGCUCAGACAUCCGGCGAUUUGAUCGUGACCACCCGCCAGAACAUCCUAUAAUGAAUGACUCAGGAUGGUACAUAGAAAAGCCAGAGAAGGUGUACGUCAAUAUUAAUUACUGUGUGAAAAGUGGAGACCUGGAGUCUCUGGACCUCGCUCUCAAUCAGGGGGUUCCUGUGGAUGUUCAAGAUCAGUUUUACAAGACCCCGCUGAUGGUGGCCUGCUCCAGUGGCAACUACAAGGUGGCGCAGUAUCUCCUCGAUCAGGGGGCCGAUGUGAAUGUGUGUGACCAGUUCUUCUGGACGCCCCUCCACCACGCGGCUCACGCUGGCCAAGUGGAGCUUAUUGAACUUCUGGUGCAGGCCGGGGCAACCAUAGAUGCCCGGGCCCUCAGUGGAGGCACGCCCCUCAUGAGGGCCAUCCAGAGCUCUCGACCCUCCUGUGUAGACGUCCUCAUCAAGGCGGGUGCCAGUGUCAAUGCAGAGAACAAGAAAGAACAAAACUGCCUUGACAUCGCCAGAGCUUUUGCAGACUCCAGGAUAAUUGACUUGGUCCAAGACAAGAUGGAUUCUCUGCCUAAACUGAAGGAGGGAAAGGGAAAGGGGGGCAAAGCUGAAAAGCCUAAACCUGCAAAAAGAAAGAGUGUUGCUGCAGAAGGUGCAGAACACGCAGAGACAUCGACGGCAACAGCAGACAACACUCCUCCUCAGAAGGAUUCAAAGAGCGUCAUCCUGCAAAACACUAGGAUCAGCACAGGGAAAACCAACACUGUGGAUAUCACCUUUGUGCCAAAAACGGUUUGGGGGAAGCCGCCCACCACCAGCCAGCUGAUGUCAAAGAUAGAGACACGGAAGCGAUUAUCCCUCGAGUUGGACUUUGACGACUUCAUGAUGCCUUUCAGCCAGAACAUCCAGAGGAAAACGCUGGAGCCGGCAAUAACCACAGACUACACUGAAAGGAGAUUAGGCAGCAAGAGACACUCAGACAUUUUGGAAUCAUAGUCUGUUACCUGAGCUGGUUGGCCACAUGUGACAAUUAUACACAUUGGAUUUACUUUGGAAUAAUACAUUUUCAUCACAGCUGCUUUAAUAGGACAUCAUGUUACUAAAAAUCUUUAGUAUCAGAACAAUGUCAAUACAUAGUCAGAAACUGUUAGAAGGACAGUGCAUGUAACUUCAUCACGCUAACUUACCAAAUGAAGAGCUGCUUUUAUUACUAAUCAAACGACAAAGUCAUGAACAUGAUAAGAAUGUGAAUACUCUCUUAAAAAUAAAGAUAUUUCUUAUGUACACACCAUCCAGUGCUGUGUAUCCACAACACUAAGACAUGUGCACAUGCAUACAGAAUUGGUAGCUACUGUACUUACUCUGUCUAGAAUCUCAUGACCCUGAAAGUUAGAAGGAUGUAGCAGGUUCACAGUUUUCCAAGUCUAUCUUAGACUUGUCAGGUUUUUCACACUGUAAUUAUUCCUCCUGUUCAUACUGGACAUUAAAACACUUCAUUUGACUAACUCAGAACAAGGACUGUAUAUUUUGGCCCCCACCACAUGCAGGGAUAUCUUAAUGACCGAGAGGAAUGAUUAAAGCAAGCACAACCCGUUACAAUGUUCAUAUGGGCACCUUGUUUUAAGACAGACGUGAAACAUUGAAAUAUCCCGAUAGGUCCACUAAAGUAAAACCUUAAUCACAUUACACUUGGUCAGCGCCACUUACUCAGUUAGAUGGAAAUCAUAUGAGGUAUCCAACAGUUUUAGUGUUGCAGGCUGUAACUUAAUUAAAACUGGGAGCAGAGAAGAGGGGCACAACUCUGCUCUAAGUUCAUACUGCAGUUAGAAGUCGUUUAAAAUCCUCCCCUGACUGCAGUGGCUGGAGCUCCAUGCGACAUGUACAGUCUGUUAGAAGUGUCAGGAGGAAGCUGCGGAGGAGAGGAGGGGACAGAGGCGGCUGGCUCAUAUAAUGAAUAACUUCUCGCUCUUUAUUUCUUUC